CCAGAUUUUCUCUUACACAAACCCUCACUCUCUCUUCUUCCUCACACACACUAAAAUCUACAAUUUUUUUGUUAUACAUAUAUAUACAUCUUAUAUAUAUAUAGAUAGAGAGAGAGAAAGUAUAGAGGGAGAGAAAAAAAAAGUAUGGAUUCAGAUCAAGCAAAGCUAUUUAUUGGUGGGAUAUCAUGGGAAACAUCAGAGGAGAAGAUGAAGGAGUAUUUUCAAGGGUAUGGUGAUGUUUUACAGACCGUAGUAAUGAGGGAUAAGAUUACUGGGAAGCCUAGAGGAUUUGGGUUUGUUGUAUUUGCAGAUCCUAGUGUUCUUGAUAGGGUUCUUCAGGAUACCCAUGUAAUUGAUGGACGUACGGUUGAGGCUAAGAGGGCCUUGUCCAGAGAGGAACAACAGGGUCCAAAAUCUGGAAAUAUGGGUAGUGCUAGAAGUUUUGGAGGCGGUGGAAAUACCAGGACUAAGAAAAUAUUUGUUGGGGGAUUGCCUCCUACUCUGACUGAGGAUGGCUUUAGAACUUACUUUGAAACUUACGGUAAUGUCACUGAUGUCGCAAUUAUGUUUGAUCAACAGACCAACCGACCUCGUGGGUUUGGCUUCAUUUCAUUUGAUUCUGAAGACGCAGUAGAUAGGGUUUUGCACAAGACAUAUCAUGAUCUCAGUGGGAAACAAGUAGAAGUAAAACGUGCUCUUCCUAAAGAUGGUAAUUCUGGUUUUGGUGGUCGUUCCACAGGCAACGGUGGUAGUGGUAUGGGUGGUGGAAGUUACCAGGGGUAUGGUGCAUCUGGUGACAAUCCCAGUUCUUAUGACAGAAUGGAUACCAACAGAUACAUGCAAUCACAAAACACCGGAGGUGGUUUUCCAUCUUAUGGUUCCUCCGGAUAUGGUACCGCAGGUUAUGGUUAUGGAUCGUCCAACAAUGGCAUGGGUUAUGGUGCUUAUGGAAGUUACGGUGGAGCCAAUCCUGGCUAUGGGGGUGUCAAUCCUGGAUAUGGUAGUCCUGCAGUUGCUGCCUUCGGAAAUCCAAAUGUGCCCGGUACUGGUUAUGGUAGUGGUCAAGCUGGUGGACCAAGAAGCUCGUGGGGCUCUCAGAUUCCUUCUGGAUAUGGAAAUAUGGGCUAUGGUAAUGCAUCCUGGGGUGCUUCAAGUGCAGGUGGUGGAGGUGGGGCUGCUAACGGAGGAUCUGCUACUGGCCAGUCUCCAACUGGGGCCACAGGAUAUGGAAAUCAAGGUUAUGGCUAUGGUGGAUAUGGCGUAAAUGAUGGUGCUUAUGGAAAUCCAUCUAUUGGAGGUGGUGCAUCGGGAGACAUGCAAUCAGGUGGAGGUUACAUGGGCAGUGGCUAUGGCGAUGCUAAUGGAAAUUCAACAUUGAGGUCUGAUACCUCACAAGGUUCUGGUAAUUAUGGUGCUCAGCAAAAUGGAACCUAUGGUGGUGGCUAUGGUGGUGUUCCAAGUCGGCAGGCUCAACAGCACUGAUCAUAGUGCUCGAUUUCAUCCAUUAACUCACCUAUAGCUGGAGUGGAGGGCUUCGCCUACUGGUUUCGUUCCACAUACAGUUAAUUCUUGCAAGCAUUAUAUGCUAAAUGGGAUUGGUUGGAUUGCUUUAAUUUUUGAAGUUUGCAGUUGUUUCAAGUUUACAACAAGUAUUUGUCACUAGUAUUUGCCUAUUUCGUAAUAUUUUCUGUUAACUGUA
Messenger RNA from Solanum verrucosum, 1699 nucleotides. Its product is annotated as heterogeneous nuclear ribonucleoprotein 1-like. Gene Ontology annotation, molecular function: RNA binding. Lineage: Eukaryota; Viridiplantae; Streptophyta; Magnoliopsida; Solanales; Solanaceae. Bases 145 to 1482 code for a protein of 445 amino acids. The transcript is spliced from 2 exons. The record is from RefSeq and is a predicted model, not a curated record.